AUGUACGUAUUUCAUGGGUCUGCUCAGAAAUCAGUGGAGGAGACCACAUCCCCUGCGGACCAGAUCGACAGGGCUAUACUGGAGUACAUCGACACACACCCGGAAUUCACAAUAAGUGUUAAAAAGGCUGGUCCGGGGGUUUAUAUUAUCGGCAAUAGACGAAUGCGCUUGACCACUCGGGGGGAUAUGACUGUUGUUCGAAUUGGCGGCGGCGUUUUAAGGUGGCAAGGUAUCCCCUGUUAUUGCAGCAUCAUGAUUAACGCUUACCCCAUGUCGUCGGUCUUAUUACAUCUCUUCACGUUGGUGGCCGCUGUUGUUGGAGGUGAAUUUCCAGAUGGAAUGUACCGCAGUCAUCCCGGUGGUCAUAACUGGAUCGAUAUGAUCGCCAACUUUUCGGCCACGAGCAAGUCGGUAUCGAUGAAGAUCAGAUGCAGUCCGUCCGGAGAGGCGUCUCGGGCUGUCCAUGUGUCACUAGAAAAUAAUGGGGUAAGUGAGGUUGUUCACUGCAGGAGUGAAUGCAUUGCAACCAGCCUCAUACCGGAGGAGAUCAGCACGAUUGGAGGCGAAUCGGAGUCUCCGGUGGAUGAGAAUGACACGCGAUUCAACACGGACAACGUCGAUUCCGUGCCGGGAGCACGAUUGUCGGCCACGACCCCUGGUCUUCGGCUCGGUAUCCACUCGGCCCCUCCUAAGCUGUUACAGGAGGCGGGGAAGCUGCAUCAUCAUCAACAACAGUCGAGUGAACCUUCGCCUUCAAGUCAUCGUGGCUACAACAUUCAAUUCGACACGAGUGUGUCUGAGUAUCCCUCCCCUCCGCCGGCUAGUUGUAGCCCUCCAUUGAGACGCGAGGAUGCUCCCCGAAUUGCGGGCGCUUUGCCCGAGCGCCAGGCUACAUGCAUUGCCGAGGUCAUUCCCACUCCGGCUCCUGUGCCAAAGGCUAGAGGUGUGCUGAGCGGGGGCGCCACGUUUAACGGCAGCCGGAUAGAAACUCCGCCGGGAACUGAGGAACCUAGCAUCCGAGCGUCCGUGUUCGCCACUCUCGGCCGGAUGCUCGACGAGGAAAAGCUGAGCAAGAAAGAGGUCCAGCUCGCUAUCAAGCUCAUUGCUGGUCCGAGAGGAUAUUCUGCGCGUGCCUCGGCCCAGUCGUGCGGCAAAGAGAACAGUAACGAUUAUCCCAUUUGUGAUACUGCGACACUUUUGACAAUCUCAGAACCUCGCCAGAGCCCCAUGUCAAUAGGGCAACAUCCCAACCACCGUUUGCUAGUCUGUUUGUCAUGCCGAAUGUCACGGGCGUUAUCUUACCUGGAAGCCUUUCGAGAAGAAGGUCGUCUUCCAGGGGGACGAGACUGCAGCAGGAAUCCCAUCUUCGAAUAUGAUGGGGACCCUGAUGACGUCUUCAAGCGGCAUAGCACUGUGGAUUGCUCUCUACUCGAGGAGGCCCAACGUAUCUUGGAUCGAGUACUAGAACAGUUCGGCUCGAGUGAAUCGUACAUGGAAGCUGCAUUCGGAUCUGAGACGGUCAGUGGCACGGAGCUACGGCAUCGUAUGGAAGAAUAUCUGGCAGGAUUAGGCUUACUAGGAGUGGUCGAGAUUAAGGCAUCCAAUAAGCUCCUCAGCAUCGCCAAUGUCGUGAAGACUCCUCCGGAUAGACACGUGUUGCAUCUCACAGAUACACCGGUGCCAACAGGGAUGAUACCGGGACUGUGCGCUCAUGAGAUAGGGACCCACCUAUUGAGGAUGCUCAAUAACGAUCUUCAACCUUGGAGAGCCGACCGGCGUCUGUCUGGUCCUAAAGACAAUCGUCCAAAGCUGGAGAAUCAUUUUGCUACCGAGGAAGGAUUAGCUACACUAAACGCUCUGGUGCAGUCGGACAAGAGACCCAAGAAUGCAGAGUUAUACCUGUGGUCCCCCGCGUUGCGAUAUUGGGCAACAGUGCAAGGUCAGAAUCGUAGCUUCGUUCAGCUCUUCCACUUGUUACAACGCUACGUCCAGGAUCCUGUGAGGCGCUUUAAGCUGUGCAGUCGUGUGAAAAGGGGCAUCCGGGACACUGGUAUCCCUAGAGGGGCGUGUACGUUGGACCAAGCGUAUUUCCUCGGCGCAGUGGAUAUCUUGCGGAACUUGGACUCCAUUGACUUCGUGCUUCUGCAUUGUUGCCUCAUUUUCUGGGGACUACAGAGAAAAUUGCCAACUACUGAUGUUUUGGAAGGUACAUUGGAGCCUUGCGUAAAGUUGCUCGCGUAA
Perkinsus marinus ATCC 50983 is the source of this 2241-nucleotide messenger RNA. RefSeq lists its product as hypothetical. Bases 1 to 2241 code for a protein of 746 amino acids. The transcript is spliced from 21 exons. The record is from RefSeq and is a predicted model, not a curated record. Lineage: Eukaryota; Perkinsozoa; Perkinsida; Perkinsidae.